CGCUUCGUUACCAACAUCAAUAUUAUUACCACAGGACACUCAAUGGGACUUACCGGUCGUUUCAGCCAUUCCGACAGUGCGUCACUGCGCCCUCACGUCUCCAACCACUACCUUCACUUUCACGACGAACGAUGUCUUCUUCCUCUGGAAACACUUGAAAACACGCCUGCCUACUAGCGGGCCAGCGUAUGACUUUGAACAACUCAAAGGGAAGGUUGUCUUGAUUGUCAAUGUUGCAUCGAAGUGUGGUUUCACUCCCCAAUACAAAGCGUCUUUCCAGAGAGCCAGCUCCCAUCGAGUGGGAGCGCCUCAGAGUGAACGCAUCAAGAGUGCGCCGGCUUGUUAGCAUCGAUGGCUUCACUGACGCACAGAAGCUACCUCGCGGUCCAGUGCUUAGGCGGCGCACAGAUGGCAUUGGUAGUGCCCUGGAUCUAUUUUGCCCUAUCCUGCGCCCAGAUGUCAUUGGUCAUGUCCUGAAGAGGCUGUUCGAGCAGUUCCCCCCUACCACACUCUUCCCGAACCUUUGCGAAUUGCAUUUCGAGGCCGUGUUUGGUCUUCUGGAGCGUAAGUCAAAAUUCUGGCUGCUUUGCCAGAUCAUUUCGCUUGGAUUGCAAGCGCUCCGGUUUGAUGUAACUGGCAUCCCAACACAUGAGGUAGAGCAAUUGUUUGCUGCUCUGCCCACCGAAGCACAUGGUCUGCGCCAAUUGUCAGUAUCGGCAGGCAAUGGUACCACGGCUUUGACAGUCCCCCCGAGUCUCGGAAAGCUUCCAAAGUUGAUGAGACUGGCCAUUUUUGGAAUCGAUGGGGCCUUGACGAGGCAGACGAUCACCAAUAUCCAACAAGCACGGUAUCUUCAGACCCUCAAGCUCAAUUUGUGCGGAACCUCCUGCGAUGCGAGUGGUAUACCCCUUGAAUUGCCUAGUCUCGAAACCCUCUAUCUCUCUAGGGGUUCCUUGUCACAGUGCACGCACUUCGUUCGUCAAGUCACCACCCGACAACUAUCACACAUCAAUAUCAGCUAUCGCGGAUCUGCUAGCCCGCCCGAAGUCACCGCAUUCGUGGAAUCCUUAUCAACGUCGUGUCAAACUCUUGAACAUUUGGAACGGAUCUACGUGGUCGACACAUCAGAACAUCCUGAUUAUCUGCUCGUCAUCCCAAUCCACUCCGAAAGCUUCCGACCCUUGUUCAAGUUCAAGAGGCUGUCGUCUGUCAAAUUCAUUGGCAUUGGAAAUUUCGAACUUGACGAUAGGUUUCUCAAUGAUAUCCCAGUUGUCUGGCCGAGCAUUCAGGAAUUGAAGCUCAUAUCCUGGAAGAGACGGGCCUUUUAUAGCGUCACCUUCACCGCCAUGAUGUCACUGGCGUCAAGGUGCAGAUCGCUGCGUACCCUACAUCUGACGGUGGAUGCUACGCAAUCGACAACAAUUCCUCGAGCACCGGACGGGACCGAGGAGCUUUGGCCUAUGCACACCACCCUUCGCAACCUGCAUCUUGGGUACUCCCGGUGUCGGAAGUUGCACGCGUACCAUAUUUUCUAGCCGAGGUAUUUCCAACUCUAUGGGGUUUCAAAUUUUACGAGCGUUAUUUGAGGAAUUGCGCUGCCGAUAUUGAUUUGCGAUUAGCAUUGGAGGAAGCACAUUCACAACUAAUGGCGCUUCGGAACUCCCCUUACGACAAUUCGGAUAAGCUAUGGGAGACCGAUUCAGACGACAGUGGGACGUGAGAAGCGUAGGAGUGGAUGUUCCAUUGUAACGCUUGUAUCUAGACUAGAGUGAUAUAGCUGCUGUGUACGUCUAUUCCAUCAUGCUUGUAUUCCUGGUAUUGGUAUACUAUGUCUGACAGCAGCAACACUGUGAC
Molecule: messenger RNA, 1854 nt
Organism: Suillus fuscotomentosus
Lineage: Eukaryota; Fungi; Basidiomycota; Agaricomycetes; Boletales; Suillaceae
Exons: 3
Coding region: 231-1535 (434 amino acids)
Source: RefSeq, a predicted model, not a curated record